Molecule: messenger RNA, 996 nt
Organism: Cladocopium goreaui
Lineage: Eukaryota; Dinophyceae; Suessiales; Symbiodiniaceae
Source: the annotation of a GenBank genome assembly
AUGGCCUUCGCAAAGCGAUCGGCUCGCGUGGAACUGCCACGAAUGGCAGGAGAGUCCCCAGCCCUGGGCCGCAGCGGCAGCGUGGCCUCCAUAGCCUCCAGGAAGAGGCUCCCAUCCUCAGUUCCCAAAGUCUUUGUGAUCACGGGAAAUCCUGAAAGCGCCAAUCUGGAUGUGGUUCGGGAGGAACUCAUCAACAGAGGCUUCACAGAAGGCGAAGGGGAGGAGUUUCUGUUGAAGUGGGGUCCUCGUAGCAAGGUGGAUUGGAGAGCUUUGGCUCCGCCGCAAUUGGUGAAUCAUUACGAGCAUGACUUCGCACUGACAACAAAGUCAGGUUUGGCUGAAGCGCUUCAAGCUUCCAGCUCUCCUGUGGACUCCCGAGACUUCUAUCCCACGUCCUUCCACCUUGACAGAGCAUCCGCCAUCUUUGAGUUUGCCCAGGAGUUCAAAUUUUCAAAGGCUUGGUGCUUACUGAAAGAAUGGUUGGCGCACCAGGAAGGAGGGAUCGUUCCCGAGACCUUUUCAGAUGCUGUGAUCCGCACGGCUUUGCAGGUGGUGAAACGCCGCAUGGAAGACAUCGAUUCGCAACUCAUGGCUGACACCAACGAGGCCAAGCAGGUGGAUUUCGCCGUGAAGCGUCGCGAGUGGGACGUGCUCUCGGCGGCGGACUUCGACCACCCCGGCGUCAACGGGCCCUGUGAGGAUUGGUUGCACGAUUCCUUGAGACGACAGCAGGCGAAGCAGGAUAAGAAACAGCUGCUGGAGAAGUACGACAGGAAACUGCAACAGAUUGCGGAACACUCCAAGGUGAAAGGUCGAAGGAAGAAGGGAUCACUGACAAAUCUGAAAGAUCCCAAAGCCAAAGCCAAGGAAGAUUUGCCGAUAGAGAAGGAGCCCAGCUGUGUGCGGAAGGUGAAAUCUGAACGGAUCUUGGAGGAGCCACCUGAGCUCACGGGUCUGGCCUUGCACGAUGCUGUGGUGGCAGCAUCCUGGCCAUGA